AUGUCUUGGCAAAACACCAAAGACCUGGCUGAGGCCCUGCCCGAUGCUUCUUCAACUGGCUGGGGUACUGACACCAAUGCUGCUCCGGCUUCUGAUGGCUGGGGUGUAGAUGCUUUGGUCGACACUACCGCCGAUGUUGAGGAGGCCCCCCGUCCAUCUUAUACUCCUGCUGGCAUCACCAAGACACCAGGUGAAGUCGGAUGGGCUGACAAUAAGAAUUCUGCUUAUGACUAUGCAACCUUCAGCAAGUCGAACAAGCAGCUUGCCGAUGAAAAGGCUGCGCAUGGUGAAGCCGAAGGUCAGACUCCAGGUGAUGGCCAAGACCCUGAAGCUGAGCCCGUUGGUGCCGUCGGUGGUUUGACAAGCGGCGAAUGGGCAUCCAGUGCUGUUGUUUAUGAAUGGCGCGAGGAGUAUGGAGAUGUUGGCCCACGUUUUCCCGAUCUCGAAAAGCAAUUGUUUGGUUCCGAGCUCCAUGUCCGUGAAGGUAUCGAAUUUAAGGAGAUCUCUGAACUUCAAGUUAUUCAAGAGGGCAACAUCAAGCUCAACCCGGUCCGCAAGUUCGAGGAUGCUGGUCUACAUCCAGUCAUGUUGGAGAACGUUAGGUUGGCCGGCUACACUGUCCCAACCCCCAUUCAACAGUACACCCUUCCUGCCGUUCUCAAAGGCCAUGAUAUUGUUGCAUGCGCUCAAACUGGUUCCGGCAAGACCGCUGCUUUCCUCAUCCCGAUUCUGUCAAAGUUGAUGGGUAAGGCCAAGAAGCUUGCGGCUCCGCGACCAAACCCUGCAACCUUCAUAUCCGGAACUCAUGCACCCGUUCGUGCUGAGCCUUUGGUCUUGAUCGUAUGCCCAACUCGUGAACUGGCCACUCAGAUCUUCGAUGAAGCUCGGCGCUUCUGUUACCGAACCAUGCUUCGUCCUUGCGUCAUUUACGGCGGUGGACCCAUUUCCGAACAGUUCAUUCAACUCCAAAAGGGUUGCGAUGUUCUCGUUGCAACUCCAGGUCGGCUGUGUGAUUUUAUCAACAGACCCACUAUUCUCACCCUCAAGCGUCUCAAGUACAUGGUGAUUGAUGAGGCUGAUGAGAUGCUAACAUCUGACUGGGACGUUGAGCUGAACCAAAUCAUGUCCGGUGGUGAUCAAGAGGAUGGCAAUAUCAACUACUUGAUGUUCUCCGCAACCUUUCCUAAGAUUGCCCAACAGCUUGCUACCGAGCACCUUGCGCCCAGUCACGUUCGCGUCCGCGUCGGUCGUGCUGGUAGCAGUCACAAGAACAUCAAGCAGGAGAUUAUCUACGUUGAGCCUUCGAUGAAGAAACAAGCUUUGUGGGACUUGCUGAUGUCUGGAAAAGCUGCUCGCACCAUCAUUUUUGUCAACUCCAAGCGUACCGCUGAUGAGGUUGAUGAUUUCCUUUUCAACCAAGACCUCCCCUGUACCUCCAUUCAUGGCGAUCGCACUCAGCGUGAGCGUGAGGAUUCCAUCCGUGCUUUCCGCAUGGGCAAGGCCCCAGUUCUUAUCGCCACUGGUGUUUCCGCUCGUGGUUUGGACAUCCACUUCGUUGCUCAUGUCAUCAACUACGAUCUGCCUUCACACAAUCACGGUGGUAUUGAGGAUUACAUCCACCGCAUUGGUCGUACCGGCCGUAUUGGAAACCUCGGUCUUGCGACUUCGUUCUUCAAUGAUCGUGAUGCCGACCUCGCCGAGCCCAUCGUCAAGGUUUUGCUUGAGACUGGUCAGGCUAUCCCCGACUUCCUUACCGAAUACAUCCCAGAGGGUUUCGAGGAUGGAAAAGGCGAUGUCUCAAAGUUGCAGUUUGAACCUUUGGAGGAGGAGUUUAACGUUGCCGAUCCUGCUGAUCCUGGAUGGGGAGUAACUGAACCUGCGCCUGUCCAUAGUGGAUGGGGUCUUCCAUCUCUGGCUGAUCUUAAACCUACUGCUACUGGCUGGGGUCUUCCUACUACUGGCUGGGGUGCUCCACCUCCGGCUCCUACUCCAGCUAAAGCUACUAUGGUUCCUGGUGGAUGGAACUCUGAGGUACCGCCUUCUUCUUCCAAAUCAGCCUGGUAA
Messenger RNA from Lachnellula hyalina, 2064 nucleotides. Its product is annotated as ATP-dependent RNA helicase. The record is from RefSeq and is a predicted model, not a curated record. The transcript is spliced from 5 exons. Gene Ontology annotation, cellular component: nucleus. NCBI's taxonomy places the organism in Eukaryota, Fungi, Ascomycota, Leotiomycetes, Helotiales, Lachnaceae. Bases 1 to 2064 code for a protein of 687 amino acids. Gene Ontology annotation, molecular function: ATP binding; RNA binding; RNA helicase activity.